Molecule: messenger RNA, 1320 nt
Organism: Mitosporidium daphniae
Lineage: Eukaryota; Fungi; Microsporidia
Exons: 5
Coding region: 1-1320 (439 amino acids)
Source: RefSeq, a predicted model, not a curated record
AUGCUCAACCCCACCGAGCAAGAGCUUGUACACAUUGCUCAUCAUACGUUAUGUGUAGAAGGAAGAAGUUACGCUGUUUUCCCAAGGUCCGAUAAAGAAACUGGCCCGCAUACAUCAAACCCUUUCAUUAUGCGAAAAAAGUAUUUUUCAUCCACACGUAAUUGUAGACAUAAGCAAUACGAGAGAAAAGCUGGUCCAAAUUUCGAACGCCAUGAAGGUUCCAAACGAAGCGGACAUCCAAGUUAUUUCAAAGCCAAAUUUGAUGUACCCGUCUUUUUUAUCGCCCAACAUGUAGGAAUGAAGCUUCAGGCUUCCUGUUGCCUUGAAUUGUGGUCCAUUUGCAGCGCCAUCAAAGAAAAACAUUCCGACCAGAUUUGGAGACCCUAUUUACAACCGAGCUUUCGAAGGCUACGGACCAACACCCAAAGCUGCAUUCAAGGCUCGGAAAUUCCCAAAAAAGGUAACAUCGAUCGCUUUCUUUUAGCCAAGAAGCCUCGAUGGUGCAUAUCGACUGCGAAGGUAAUGCGAAUGCAAUGGCUAAUGCAAGAAUACGUGAUUUCGGAGCACAAUUCCAAAUUUUUGUCUUUGAUUGCCAAAAUCAUUACAACUUGCACGCUACAAGGAAGGGUGGAAAAGAUUUCAAAGGACAUCCUUCUAAGAAGCAUCGGAUACUUUUCGUCUUAUCUUGCCAUUAGAAGCUCUUUUGCAAGGCUGGAAAUUGAUUUUUACAAAAAGCUGCUUCCCGACGCGACAAAGUCUUUCAUUUCGGUGCUCAAAUUGAUCAUUGCCAUUGUGAAGAUUCCCAUUUUGGAUAAGCUUCUUCGCGAAUUUGAGGAGCAUUGCAAAGAGCUCAUUUUAAGUAAGCAUAUAAAGCACUUGUCGGAUCUUUCCAAUACGCCGCCGCCAUUUUUGGCGCCAAAUUGCAAGCUGCCCGAAGCUCUGAAAACCGUUUUCAACGACUUUCUCGGUAUGGCCAUUUAUGCAUCCACCAUCGACUGCAUCGAGCUUUAUGAUAAAAGAACCCCGCCUUCUUGGAUUCACUUUAGUACCAUUUUCAACGACCAUUUGAAGAAACUGCGGAAUUCCGAAAGAUUGACCAUUGACUUGUACACCAAUGCGUCGUAUUGUCCGCUAAAGAAGCCAAUCCAGCGGGCGCUGUUGCGCUUGAAUUGCAUCACAUAUCUUUCGGAUGUAUUUUUUGAGGAUCUCUCCUUGCUUCUUUAUAAGGACACCAGGAACGAAUGCCAGGUGCUUGCGAUUUUCAGAAAAUCGCUGCAAAGCAAAUUGGCCGCCGUUACCGAGAACGCAAUAUCAACGUAG